Juglans regia (Persian walnut) is the source of this 630-nucleotide messenger RNA. RefSeq lists its product as uncharacterized. NCBI's taxonomy places the organism in Eukaryota, Viridiplantae, Streptophyta, Magnoliopsida, Fagales, Juglandaceae. The transcript has a single exon. The record is from RefSeq and is a predicted model, not a curated record. Bases 1 to 630 code for a protein of 209 amino acids.
AUGACUGACUCAUUGGGGAAGAAGUAUGCUAGUCUAUCUCUUACUGAGAAGGAAUCCGAAGAAGUGGUGGUGGAAAUCAAUCAAGUUGAGGAAGUUCUUUAUCGAGGAGAGAACUGCUUGAUUAUGCAGUUGCUAACCAGGAAGCAUUAUAAUCAUGAAGUUUUUAAACAAACAAUGAGGAAAGUAUGGAGAACAGUUAAAGGUGUCAAGAUUCGUGAUCUGAAUUCGGAUUUUAAUCUUGUAGAGUUUGAGGAUGUGAAAGAUAAAGUGAAGGUCUUGCGUGAGGGACCUUGGGCGUUUAACAAACAAUUAGUGCUUUUGAAAGAAUUUGAUGGUUUGGUGCAGGCUAAUGGUCUAACAAUUGUUCAUGCCCCUUUCUGGGUGAGGAUUUAUGAUUUGCUAUUGAUGGCUCAGAACUCUUAUGUGGGUAAAUUAAUUGGCAACUUGAUUGGAGAUUUUCUGGAGGUUGAUCUCGCUAAGGGGGAAGUUGAGUGGGGUGAGUUCAUGCGAGUACGGGUUCUAUUAGACAUUUCCAAACCACUUCAACGUAGGAAGAAACUGAAAUUGGGGGAUGAAAAUUACUGUUGGGUUCGUUUGGUUUAUGAAAGGCUCCCUAAUUUUUGCUACUAG